AUGGACUAUACAUCGGAUGGAGACUCAGAGCUUGAAGCUUAUGGUUCUGACACUUAUGCACUUCUGCUAUCAGGAGAUAUAAAAGUGAUGCAUGAUGGGAGUUCAUACAAGUGCCCCUUUUGUUCGGUUGGAAAUGGUGACUAUAACAUACAUGAAUUACUGCAGCAUGCCUUGAGUGUGGGGGCUGCCCAUGACCAGGAAGCAAAACAGAAGGUAGACCAUCGAGCCCUUGCCAAGCAUUUGAAGGAUGAACCAGCUAAAUCACAUAGUCCACUGCUGAGGCCAAUCAUUAUGGAUCCACAGCCUCCUCAACAUAAAAGGGAUGAGCUGUUUGUCUGGCCCUGGAUGGGUAUCAUAGUCAAUAUGCCUUCUGAAUAUGUUGGAAAAAGUGCAAACCGGCUGAAGGAGCAUUUCUCCUGUUUUCAUCCAGUUAAAGCACAUCAUGUGUACAGUAAAGGUUUUCCUACAGGUAAUGCUAUUGUUGAGUUUGGCAAGGACUUUGGUGGGUUUAGGAAUGCACGAAUAUUUGAGAAUCAGUUUGAGAAGAAUGGGUAUGGGAAAAUGGGCUGGCAGGAAAAAGAGCGCAGAGGGUCAGAGCCUUUUGGAUGGAUCGCUAGGGCAGAUGAUUACAAUGCUCCAGGGGCAAUAGGGGACUUUCUAAGGAAAAAUGGCGAUCUGAAGACGGUUGACGGCGUUGAGAAUGAAGAAAAAAAUAAAAAUGAGAAACUUGUGGCCAGUUUAUCUUCUAAGGUUAUUGAAAAGAAUAUGCAUUUAGAAGCACUUGAAUGUGAGUAUCAGGAGAGAACUGUGUCAUUGCAAAGGAUGAUGGAACAGAGGGAACAUCAGCUCCAGUCAUACAGCCAAGAACUCCAAAAGAUGCGACAGUGCUCUGUCGAACAUACACAAAAGAUUGUUGACGAGAACAAGAAGCUGCGCUUUGAUCUUCAGUCUAUGACGCAUGAGCUUGAUGCAAGGUCCAAAGAACUUGAUGAGUUGGCUGCACAGACUGAUUGCGAUAGAAGGAAGCUUGAACUGGAGAAGCAAAGGAAAUUACCCAGACGUUUGCUCUUGGCUUCCGAGGUGCAUCCAAUCAUGGGCGAGGGGGGAGGCAGGAAUGCGACAAAGUCCAAUCAUCUUAUGCUGGCAGAAAUGGAGUAUCAGAAAGCUAAUGAGAAUGUUCGCAAGCUUCUCGAACAACAACAGAAAGAGAAAGAAACUGCUUUAAACAAUGCUAAGAAGUUGGAGGAACAGUUUCAUGUGAAGCACAAUCUUCAACUAGAAAUAAAGCACCUGACAGGAAAAUUGCAAGUGAUAAAGCUCACACCAGGCAAUGAAACUUCAGAAACAGGGAAAAGAAUAGCUGAACUGACAGAGGAGCUGCAAGAUAAGAUCGAUGAGAUGGAAUAUACAGAAAACUACAACCAAGGUCUGAUCUUGCAAGAAAAAAAGGCUGCUGUUGAGUUGCAAGAAGCUCGGAAAUUUGUGUUAGAUGCUCUACAGGACUUGGGUGGUCAGACCAGUGACAAAGCACACGUAGGCAUCAGGAUGAUGGGUGAGCUUGACUCAAAGGCAUUUUUAAAUGUGUGCAGGAAAUAUUUUCCAAACGAUGAUGCGGAAGUUGAAAGUGUUAAGAUUUGUUCAAAGUGGCAGAACGAAAUUAAAAAUCCAGAAUGGCGUCCUUUUAAUGGAAAAGAAUCGGAAGUGAUCAAUGAGGAUGACAUGAAGCUCAAGGAGCUGAAAGAGGUGUACGGCGAGGAAGCAUAUGCUGCGGUGGUGACGGCGCUGAUGGAGCUGAAUGGCAGCGGCAGCGGGAGCAGGGUUCCUUUCCCGGAGCUAUGGAACCAGAGGGAGGGGAGGAAAGCAAAAUCCAAGGAAGCGGUCCAGCAUGCCAUCAAGCUGUUCAAGGCGAGCAAGAGACGGCGUUGA
Molecule: messenger RNA, 1926 nt
Organism: Triticum turgidum subsp. durum (durum wheat)
Lineage: Eukaryota; Viridiplantae; Streptophyta; Magnoliopsida; Poales; Poaceae
Source: the annotation of a GenBank genome assembly